AUGGUCAAGGCCAUUUUGUUCAUUGGAUUAGACAAUACAUAUUUAAUUGUAUUAAGUAUUUUUCAGUGCACUUUACAAGACUCAUCAUCAGUUGAACAACAGUCAACAUUGUUUACUUCCGAUGAUUCACACAGUCAUUCUGUUAUGUCAAAGUCAAAUGUUUUGUCAUCAAAAACAACAACACAAAGUAUGAAUUCAACAUUAACAUCCUUCUCAUCGAAUCCUCCAUUUGGGUCAUCAAUUAUGAACUCAAAAAUUGGGUCACAAAAACCUACAACAAAAUUCACAACGGCUCAUACCUCACCCAGUUCAAAAUAUAAAAGAAAGCGACCAGUUCUUAUUAUGGUUGCUUAUGAAUUUACAUUGAAUAACAAUAAAAGAGCAUCAACAACCACAACAACCUCAGGACCACCGUAUGAACUUUGUACAUCAGGUUCAACAGUCUUAUAUGAUAAUCAAUUUAUAUUUGCACUCAAUGGUGCAUAUGCUGCUGGUAUGAAAAAUAAUUAUUUUGGUGUUUAUUAUGCAUCCGGAAAUACGGUUGAUGCAGCACUUUGGACAGCACCACAAACAUCAGCACCAUCAGAUGCUUGGUUCGUAGCAAAAGGUGACCGAAAUUUGGCAGUUUAA
This is a messenger RNA of Didymodactylos carnosus, 630 nucleotides long. Lineage: Eukaryota; Metazoa; Rotifera; Eurotatoria; Philodinida; Philodinidae. The record is from the annotation of a GenBank genome assembly.